Messenger RNA from Loxodonta africana (African savanna elephant), 3269 nucleotides. RefSeq names its product serpin family B member 5 (gene SERPINB5). The record is from RefSeq and is a predicted model, not a curated record. Bases 677 to 1873 code for a protein of 398 amino acids. Lineage: Eukaryota; Metazoa; Chordata; Mammalia; Proboscidea; Elephantidae. The transcript is spliced from 6 exons. Gene Ontology annotation, molecular function: serine-type endopeptidase inhibitor activity. Gene Ontology annotation, biological process: negative regulation of endopeptidase activity.
CUCCUCACCAGUAUCAUUUUCUAUCCCAUAGCCCAGUCCAAUCACUGUCUGAAAAGUUGGCUUUGGGAAUGGUUCCAGUCUUGGGCUAACAGAAGGUCUGGGGACCAUGACCUCCGAGGUCCUUCUAGUCUCAGUCAGACCACUAAGUCUGGUCUUUUUACGAGAAUUUGAGGUCUGCAUCCCACUGCUCUCCUGCUCCUUCAGGGAUUCUCUGUUGUGUUCCUGUCAGGACAGUCAUCGGUUGUCUGGCUUUCUUUUUGAGUUCACGUUAAGUUCUUUCCUUUCUUCUACUCAAGGGAGGGAAACUUUGACUCUGACACUUGGUUGAGGAGUCCCUGGGUGGUGCAAAUGGUUAAGUGCUCGACUAGUAGCUGAAAGGUUGAUGGUUUGAACCCACCCAGAGGUACCUUGGAAUACAGGCCUGGUGAUCUGCUUCCCAAUGCCCACAGCCUUGAAAACCCUAUGAAGCACAAUUCUAUUUUGCAUGCAUGGGGUCAUCAUGAGUCUAUUAACAAACAACAACAAACCUAUCCCAAAAGGAAGGGUCAUGGGCUGAGAAGAUACCCUGGAAGAUAUCUACUAUAUACUUCGAAACUGUGAAGUAUGAAAAAGGAAUCCUAAAAGAGUUAUAAAAGACCACUACCUAGUUGGAAUAGGAUUUUAUUGUGUUGGCAGAAUGCAGUUCAGAACACUUACAGAUAUUUUAAAAAUAAACCUGUCCCUUGUCUUUGGUUCCAGGCCCACAAUGGAUGCCCUGAGACUGGCAAACUCUGCUUUCGCAGUUGACCUGUUCAAACAGCUGUGUGAAAAGGAGCCGGCAGGCAAUGUCCUCUUCUCUCCAAUCUGUCUCUCUACCUCCCUGUCACUUGCUCAAGUAGGUGCCAAAGGUGACACAGCAAAUGAAAUUGGACAGGUCCUUCAUUUUGAAAAUGUCAAAGAUGUGCCCUUUGGAUUUCAAACAGUAACAUCGGAUGUAAACAAACUCAGUUCCUUUUAUUCACUGAAACUCAUCAAACGGCUCUACGUAGACAAAUCUCUGAAUCCUUCUACAGAGUUCAUGAGUUCAACAAAGAGACCCUAUGCCAAAGAAAUGGAAACCGUUGACUUCAAAGAUAAAAUAGAAGAAACGAAAAGUCAAAUCAACAAAUCAAUUAAUGAACUCACAGAUGGCCGCUUUGAGAACAUUUUAGCUGAAAACAGCGUCAACGACCAGACCAAAAUCCUUGUGGUAAAUGCCGCCUACUUUGUUGGGAAGUGGAUGAAGAAAUUUCCUGAAUCGGAAACAAAAGAACGCCCUUUCAGAGUCAACAAGACAGACACCAAACCAGUGCAAAUGAUGAAUAUGGAGGCUACGUUCUGUAUGGGCCACAUUGACGAUAUCAACUGUAAGAUCAUUGAGCUUCCUUUUCAAAAUAAGCACCUGAGCAUGCUCAUCCUGCUACCCAAGGAUAUGGAGGAUGAGUCGACAGGCCUGGAAAAGGUUGAAAAACAACUCAACGCAGAGACACUGUUGCAGUGGACCAACCCCAGCACCAUGGCCAACGCCAAAGUCAAACUCUCUAUUCCAAAAUUUAAGGUGGAAAAGGUGAUUGACCCCAAGGCUAGUCUGGAAAACCUAGGGCUGAAAAAUGCCUUUAAUGAAAAUGCAUCUGAUUUCUCUGGAAUGUCAGAGACCAAGGGAGUAGCCCUAUCAAAUGUGGUCCACAGAGUGUGCUUAGAAAUAACCGAAGAUGGGGGGGAUUCCAUCGAGGUGCCAGGAUCACGCAUCCUGCAACACAAAGACGAAUUCAAUGCCGACCACCCGUUCAUUUACAUCAUCAGGCACAACAAAACUCGAAACAUCAUUUUCUUUGGCAAGUUCUGUUCUCCUUAAGUGGCGCCGCCCACGUUAAGUCCCACCUGCCUCUUCUGUGGAUGCAGAUGCCCAUAAACUCUGCAUCUAGAGAAGCACUUUCUAAAUACGACCAAUGGUUAAUACUGUUGGAUCAGAAACAACAGGUACUUGUCAUAUGUAGCCUCACACUCAUAGUCCUUCUUUUCCAAUUCUUUGCAUUUGUUUCCCUUUUUUUUCCUCCUGCAUAAAAGACAAUGACAUGCUUUUGGUGAAAAUGAAUCACCUCAGAGAACAAAUAUUUAUUCAGUAUUUGUUGAGCUAGCCAGGGUUAUUGACAGGAAUGGGUGAGCAAUCAUGUUGGGUUAUUCAGACAGUCUUCCACAAAGAAAAAUCCUAUAAGAAGGGUCUGAAGGAUCACAUUCCCAAAUCCCAAGGAUUUGCCUUCCCUCAGUGGGAUAUAGGAUGUUCUAGACUUCCGUGGAAGACUUCCCUGGAAGACUAAAGAAACUGGUGUGUGAGACCCACAGAAUUCCCCUGUGUCCAACAAAACUUGGGCACAUGUUCAGACUACUCUAGGUCCAGAACUUAUACUAAAUUCUGAGGUCAGGUGUUUUUUCAAACUCUGAAUUAAUCUCAGAAAGACAAUGUGUUGCAUGUGCCGUAAGCUAUAGAACAUCCUUGAUAGGACAGGGACACCAUCCUAUAAACCACUACUUUAACAUUUCUGCAACAAUAUGUUGACUGUUCACACAAAAUUUAUAAAGAUUCUAAGUAGCCUGUAAGCAGUCAAGUUUUGCUGCCAAAUGAGUAUGCCAGCGAUUUAUGAACUCAAACUUUGUUUUCAGAGCUUUUACAGACUUUGAAAUGCGGGAUAAAGGUAGCUAAAGUGCACCCCCCCGCCCCCAAGGGGAAGCUCAGAGCUCAUUAAACAUUGGCUUUCACUGUUGAGAGACCUGCCACCUGGUCAUUUGGUGGGCACUAGACUGGUGGCAGUGGCUUCUAACAGACACAACGAGUUUCGGAUAUCUGACAACAGAGACUUAAAAUGUACAGGAACUCUCACAAUAGCCAAUUAAAGAAUUUUAUGAGUUUUGAAGGGGCUUGUCUGCUUGCCUUAUCUGAUAGCAGGAGAAGGGAAGGCGCCUAAUACCUUUCAGAAAAAAUUUAAUGAAUGCUAUUAAAAUGCGCACAAGUCUUGACUCACUUCUUCAAAGUCGAUGGGUUUAAUGACUUUAGAUAGUGAGUUUGUGACUUACGUAGUCAUUUGUAAAAUUGCUAUGCCGCAUGUUCAUGCAUUAAUUCACUACUCAAAGAAUACACUCACUGAAGAUUUUGUCAUUUCUUCCUUCAUCUCUCCUGUGCUGUUCAUUGUAAAUAGGUUUGAUUUCUGUCUUCUUGCUCUGAAGGUUCAAUAUUGAGUUUCCCUUAUGCUAUC